Messenger RNA from Cynoglossus semilaevis (tongue sole), 2987 nucleotides. RefSeq names its product SH3-domain GRB2-like 1b (gene sh3gl1b). The transcript is spliced from 10 exons. Bases 334 to 1443 code for a protein of 369 amino acids. Gene Ontology annotation, cellular component: glutamatergic synapse; cytoplasm; presynapse. NCBI's taxonomy places the organism in Eukaryota, Metazoa, Chordata, Actinopteri, Pleuronectiformes, Cynoglossidae. Gene Ontology annotation, biological process: synaptic vesicle uncoating. Gene Ontology annotation, molecular function: protein binding. The record is from RefSeq and is a predicted model, not a curated record.
AAUUUCUCUUCAGAGGGUCUGCAGAAUUUUUUGGUGCUUGUUCACAUUUUCACAUUGCACUUUUUGUCGCAAAAAAGAAAACAUUUUUGGAAGGGGGGAUUUUUUUUUCUCUGGUUGCUGACAGACAGAGACAGACAGAGAGUAGGAGAGAUUCACCCUCGACGUGGACGUGGUCAGUUGGCGUGUCCCCUGCGCUCGGAGCGGCGGCUGUACAGUCCUAUGAUUCCUGCUAAACAUUUCUGCAGUUUACCCCUUUUUUAAACAACUUCACCGUCUACUUUUGUGGUGCUGUCCAUUUUUUUCGUCUGCGUUGGAAGACAGCGGUAGUCGAGGAUGUCGGUAGCAGGCCUGAAGAAGCAGUUUUACAAAGCUAGUCAGUUGGUAAGUGAGAAAGUAGGAGGUGCAGAGGGAACCAAACUAGAUGAGGACUUCAAAGAUUUGGAACGGAAAGUAGAUGUAACCAGUAAAGCAGUAGUGGAGGUCAUCUCCAAAACGUCGGAGUACCUUCAACCCAACCCUGCAUCUCGGGCCAAACUUUCCAUGUUAAACACCAUGUCUAAGAUUCGUGGACAGGUGAAGAAUCCAGGCUACCCUCAGGCAGAGGGGCUGCUGGGAGAGUGCAUGUCUAAGUACGGACGGGAACUCGGAGAAGAAACCAACUUUGGUGGAGCCCUGGUAGAUGUAGGAGAGGCGAUGAAGAGAUUAGCAGAAGUCAAAGACUCCUUAGACAUCGACGUCAAGCAGAAUUUCAUUGAUCCGUUGCAGGGGCUCAAUGACAAAGACCUCAGAGAAAUACAGCACCACCUCAAAAAGCUUGAAGGUCGUCGGCUGGACUACGACUACAAGAAAAAGCGGCAAGGCAAGAUCCCAGAUGAGGAGGUCCGACAGGCUCUGGAAAAGUUUCACGAGUCAAAGGAAGUGGCAGAGACCAGCAUGUACAACCUGCUGGAGAAUGAUAUUGAGCAGGUGAGCCAGCUGUCUGCUCUGGUGGAGUCCCAGUUGCAGUACCACAAACAGGCUGUUCAAGUGUUAGAUGAACUUUCUGACAAACUCGGAGACAGGAUGAGUGAGGCUCAGUCUAGACCCAGACAGGAAUACACACCGAAACCUAAACCUAUUUUUGACUUUGGAGAAGACAACAACCAUUCAAACGGUGGCUACUCAGCUUCAAUGGCUCCUACUCCUUCAUUCAUCUCGGCAGAGCUACCUUUUGACUUGGCCAGAUUGUCUUUUUGGAAGCCCAGAUUGUCACCGGAGCAGCCCAGCUGUAAAGCUCUGUACGACUUUGAGCCGGAGAACGAAGGAGAGCUGGGCUUUCGCGAGGGUGACAUCAUCACGCUGACCAAUCAGAUCGAUGAGAACUGGUAUGAAGGCAUGCUCAAUGGCCAGUCUGGAUUCUUCCCCCUCAACUAUGUGGAGGUUCUGGUCCCGUUGCCACACUAGUAGAAGAGUGACCUGAGAAGAGUUAGUCCAAGAGUGAGAAAAAGAGAGAGAGAGAGAGAAUAGAAAGUGAAACCAAGUGACGACUCACAGAAAAAUGUAGUUUCCACUUCGGCUCCAGUGUCAUCCUAACACAAUAUCAGCACUUUUCUAGAGUUGUGUUGAAGGUGGUUUCAUUGCAAACGUCCUAACCAGAAUAUUUAUUUUGGCUCAUGCGGACACAGAGUUUUGUUACCUGUCAUCUGACUGUCCAAAAACAUUUCUACAGAAACAAACACACACUCACUGAAACCUCGAGUAGCUCUUCUGAGAAAAGAAUAGUCUUCACAGCAGUUAAAACCUCUACUGAGCCCUUUUGCCAAGUGCGGCAUUCGUCUUCUGAUGCCCCCUGGUGGUGUAAUUGAGAAAUAUUUUUGAAAUGAAAUGGAAAUCGAAGUGUUUGUAAGGGCUUUAGUGUAAAUUUUAAAAAAAAAAUGGUAUCAUGGUUCAUUUUUGUAAGAGAAAAGAGCCAAUAUUAAUCUCAGAUUUAUGUAAAACUUUGAAUGAUUUAUAUAUGUUUUUAUUUUUUCUUUAUUUGUCAGACAUCUGUGGCUUCUUUAUCAUUUCAGUAUUGGGUUCAUAUUAGUCUCGAGUUACAACGUUAGAAAAAAACACGACAAAGUUUAUUUGCACCUCGGUCCUCAGAAUAGAUGGAGGGUUUUAAUUCAUACGUGACGGGUUGAAUCCACCCUUUUUCACACAGUUCCAAAGUAUCACGCAGAAGUUGCACCUUUUUCCGUCAGGUUUCGCAGAAACGCAGAAUCGUUUUCUUGGCCUUCAGUUUCAUACAGAGGAGCUAAGAAAUGAUGAACGAGAAGCAACAGUCAACGUUUAGAUAUUCCCCAAAUUUCUUCCGUUGUCCUUCACGUGCUCGAGAAUGUGAAAAAAAAACAAACAGAUUCCAUCUGUUGUUCUUAUCUUUAACCUCGACUCCUAACGCAGGCUGGUGUUGAAUCUGCUCAGAUGAGGCUGGUCUCUUGUUUGAUAUUUAACCAAAGGUCACACCUGCAGUUUGAAAAAGAAAAAGCCCGGAGGUGAAAGGGGAAAAAAAAAAAAAAAUUCCAACCUCAGAAUGCUCCUAGAACUCGUGACCUCUGCCAAAACACUAAAAUCUAGGUCAGAAUGUAGAGGGACACCAGCUUCUUCUUCUUCUUCUUCUUCUUUGUAGCUUUUGGAAUGGACUCCAGAUGUGAGAGUUUAUAUGUGGUCUCCGUGGCAACCAGGCUGUCAGUAGACAAUGACAAAACCGUAAGAACGUGUAAGCGUUUUGAGUAGUCAGCAGAACGCAGUAUAAAUACAUGACAUUGUGGCAAACAACAACAGAGUUGUUGAAUUGUUGAGGGUGGAAUUUUAACAAAAUCAAAAUGUUUUGAAAUAUAUAUUGUAAUAUAAACACUGUAACCCCCGAUUAGGUUUUGGUUUUUUUCCUCCAUUUCUUUAACACACUUACCACAGCAUUUUGGCAUCGCAAUCUCUACGACAGCGGUCGUCAUGUAAAAAAAAAAAAA